Synchiropus splendidus (mandarinfish) is the source of this 2372-nucleotide messenger RNA. It is a transcript of the gene rab11al, whose product is annotated as RAB11a, member RAS oncogene family, like. Lineage: Eukaryota; Metazoa; Chordata; Actinopteri; Syngnathiformes; Callionymidae. The record is from RefSeq and is a predicted model, not a curated record. Gene Ontology annotation, molecular function: GTP binding; GTPase activity. The transcript is spliced from 5 exons. Gene Ontology annotation, cellular component: transport vesicle; postsynaptic recycling endosome; axon. Gene Ontology annotation, biological process: neurotransmitter receptor transport, endosome to postsynaptic membrane; melanosome transport; exocytosis. Bases 255 to 905 code for a protein of 216 amino acids.
UGCCGUCUCGUCGCUGCCUCGGCUAUGGCAAGUGUGAAAUAGAGGCUGAGGAAGUGCGAGGAAAACUUUUGUACGUGUAGGCUUUUAUUUAUCUUUGGAGUUCGGUCCUACUUUGCGCUCAAACCGACUAGCGUUGCUCGAGAGUUAUUCCCGGUGCGCAUUGAGAUAUUUCCUGACUGUACUUCGUCCGCCUUCAACGAGCUGAAGUUUGUUUCCACUUCGAGUGACGCGACUAACAAAAACAAAGAGUAACUAUGAGCAACAGAGAAGACGAAUAUGAUUAUCUCUUCAAAGUGGUGUUGAUCGGAGAUUCUGGCGUAGGAAAGAGCAACCUGCUGUCUCGCUUCACGAGGAAUGAGUUCAACCUCGAGAGCAAGAGCACCAUCGGGGUGGAGUUCGCCACGCGCAGCAUCCAGGUGGAAGGGAAGACCAUCAAAGCUCAGAUCUGGGAUACAGCUGGACAGGAGCGAUAUCGCGCUAUCACUUCUGCGUAUUAUCGCGGAGCAGUGGGCGCCCUCCUAGUUUAUGACAUCGCCAAGCACCUGACGUACGAAAACGCAGAACGCUGGCUGAAGGAGCUGCAGGACCAUGCAGACAGCAACAUUGUCAUCAUGCUGGUUGGAAACAAAAGUGAUCUGCGCCACCUCAGGGCCGUACCGACAGAUGAGGCCAAGGCUUUUGCAGAAAAACAUGGACUUUCUUUCCUGGAAACAUCAGCAUUAGAUUCAUCCAAUGUUGAGCUGGCUUUCCAAACCAUUCUCACAGCCAUCUACCGCAUCGUGUCACAGAGGCAGAUGUCAGGACGGAGCGACUCCGACUUCUCGCCGGCUUCCAAUGUAGUGCCCAUCACGGUGGAGCCCACCCAAAACUCAAGCAACAAGGGAGUGUGCUGCCAGAGCAACUAAGACCCCUGCGCUGAUCCCAGCCGUGCAGUCAGUGAGACAGGCAGGUUGACAGAAGAGUUAAAGAGGCAGGUAGCCGUUUCACACAAGGACACAAGUUUCCAUCGUCUAGUUAAGAAAGUCCAAAGGGUUUUGGAAAACGGUUGUGUUAACAGUUGAAAUCAAUCAGGCGAAUGCACUUUUCCCUUUCCAUUAGCUUUUUUUCAUUGCUUUUUUAAUAUCAGCCUCUAACGGUGGUUCAUGAUCAGAGCCCAGUCACAGUAUAAUGAAAACUAUUUAAGGUCACUUUUGUAUCCCAUCUCUGUCUCUGCACACUGUCCUCCAUUUUUACAGGCUAGUAAAUGCUUCCCCUCAGUUCCACAUGAUCAGUUAUUGAGCAAUAAAAGCCCACAGCCCAAAGACUGAACAGUGUCCCCUCUGUCACCACCGUCAUUUCUAUCCUUUCUUCAGGAUUCUACAUGGGCAAACCAUGUCCUUUGCUGUAUUUAUUGAACACUAUAUUGUUAAUGGGUUUGAACACUGGUUGAUUUAGAAUUCUUAUUAGCGGGAAAGCCACUGCUUUUUGAUGAUUUUGUUUUGUGUGUACCCAGAAUCUCUGAUCAUACGCCGACUUAUUUAUAGGGGUAACUACCACUCAGUCAUGGAGGAUUUGAGUCAUCUCCUAAAAGCACGUAGUGGAAUUUUUGUGGGAGCUGCUCAAAGCAACUACAUCCCUCUGGAAAAGUGACACGAAUAUAUUUGAUCUCUUUUUUUUUGGGGGGGGGGGUAGGCUUUCCUGCUCACCACACACUUUGUCGUCCACAAAUGAAUCAUGCUCUUGCAGGAUUGCAGUGUUAACUGAAAUCACUGCAUCACUGGUAGAUGGGUUAACUGCCUCACAUCAUACUGGCUCUGCAGAUGACUGCUUCACCCCUACCGCUCACAUUUUUGGCUGUAGUGGGAGAAAAGAAGUGGUUUAAUGCACCGACAGUCCUGUGCUGCUGCUGCUGCUGCUGCUAGCAGGGAUAGAUGGAUAAUAUUUCAAGGGAUGAGCUAGUGAAGGCACUCAGCCCUUCCCUGCUCCUGUGGUCUCUGAUGCACCCAAGAUGGCUUAUUUUACUGUAAGUGAAAUCCUCCACUGCCUUCUCGCCGUCUCUCUUCGCACAGUAUGUAACUGGAACUUUGCCUAUUGGGAUCUCCAGGUCUGCCCUCGCUGUCACUUGCCACUUGCUGGGAUGGGGCGGGGGUUGGAUUCAGCAGCCAGGAUUGGGGAUAUUAGCAUCUGUUAGUAAGAGGAGUGGAGGGAAAUAAUCUGAGGUUAUACACACACACACAGGUGGCGUUUAAAUGCUGACGCACUUCUGAAUCAGCGACGACUUCUGUCACAGGUCUUAAUAUGGGUGUAGUGGGUGUCUGUAUUUGCAAACUUUUUAAUCUAAUAUAUAUAUGUAUAUUUGGACUGCAUAUGUAUAAAUAAAUUCCAUUUGUUAU